AUGGCUGAUAAUCCAUCAACCAACAAUUCUACACAAAAUAAAUCCAACAAUGCAGGACCAUCGAAUCGCCGUGAUGGUUCAUCAAGGGGACGUAGUGGUUGGCGUGGUAAUUGGCGUGGCAACUACCGCGGAUAUCGUCACCAGUCCAAUGUACCCAGGGAAAAGCCGAUAGGUUUUGCACUUCCUUCAUCUGCUGGCGAAAGUUCGCUUGGUGCGAGCAGUAGCACACAAACCAGUUCGUUUUCCACCAGCCUAGCAACUAGUACAUGUGAAUACGCUGGUUGGAAGCUAUAUUUUCCCAAAGAAGAUUAUUCGUCCGGAUCUAAAACGGUUCAUAAUGUGCGAGCGAUGCAAAAACAUUACAGAGACUUUGCCGAUCUGUACGAUCUGCCGUUGGUGAUGAAAAAUUGCUGGUUUGAGCUAAAGCUGGAUGCGUGUGACAACGAUAAACAACUGCGUGCGCAAUGGUCCACUCUACGGCAGGAUUUAACGGACAAUCCCGAAAACACACUUGCCUGCAUCGGACUGGCCAUGCACCAGACGCUUAUGAAGGAACAGUUCUGCAGUAGCUCCCAGCGCGAUGCAAACCUCUGUCUUCAAACCAUCCGACCACGGAUAGUGGGCUUCGGACCGGAAAUUUCGAUCGGUUCGAUCAAGGUGAGCAGCUUCGGUAAGUUGGUAUCCGUGCGAGGAACCAUCAUCCGGGCGGGUGCAUCACAAAUCAUGAACACUUGGUGUGCCUUUCGCUGUGCGUUGUGCAGGAAUGAGCAGGCCGUCCAGCAAAAGGAUGGCCUAUACACCACACCAACAGCCUGCCACAGCGGAUGCAAGGCCCGGAGUCAUUUCGUACUUCUGCAUCGGUCGGUAUUCACGCGCAUGGAAGCGUAUCAAACCAUUCGGCUGCAGGAAACUACCCAAGGCUCACGGACCGUGGCCGGCAGUGCGGCCAAAAACAUCGAGAUAGAGCUGACGCACGAAAUGGUGGACAGUGUGUGCCCGGGUGAUGAUGUCACCGUGACGGGUGUUUUGAAGGCCCGGUCACUGGAACCGGAUGGAACGGCAAGGGCGAGUUUGUUCAAAGCUUACAUGCAGGCGGUGUACGUACGUAGCAAUAAAAACGUUUUGGCCAACUGGAACCGACUGGCAGAUUUCACCGAACUUGAUAUGGAAGCGAUCCAGAUGAUAAAAUCGGAACCAUCUCCCUUCCGACUGUUGGUACAAUCGCUCUGCCCGUCCAUUUAUGGACACGAGGUCGUUAAAGCGGGACUUUUGCUUGGACUGUUCGGUGGACAUGCGAAUACCGCUCGUACCCGUGCCGAGAUACACGUGCUGGUCGUUGGCGAUCCGGGUAUAGGCAAGAGUCAAAUAUUGCAAAGCUGUGCCAACGUUUCGCCACGCGGUUUAUUCGUUUGCGGGACCAACUCUUCUAACGUUGGACUUACCGUGACCGUUCGGAUGGAGAAAGGUGUCGGUGCAUCGUUGGAAGCGGGCGCACUGGUACUGGCCGAUCAGGGCGUCUGUUGUAUCGAUGAGUUCGACAAAAUGUCCGGUCAUCAUGGAUUGCUGGAGGUCAUGGAGCAGCGUUCGGUAAGCGUAGCAAAAGCGGGCGUUAUCUGCACGGUCCCGGCACGGACAACGGUACUCGCCGCUGCCAACCCGGCCGGUGGGCACUACAACAAAGCGAAAACGGUUUCGGAAAAUUUAAAACUUCAUCCGGCACUUUUGUCGCGAUUUGAUUUGGUAUUUAUUCUGCUGGACCGUUCGAACGAGCGAAAGGAUAAUCUGCUCACCGCACACAUCCAAAAGGUGCACGGAUUGUCCAAAAGCUGCUCCACAACGGCCGCUCAAGUAUUCUUUGAAGCAUCCGGCAGGAGUUUGUCCGAUGAGGGUGCGGAACCUCCGCUGGAAGAACGGCUACGGCUAGCGCCGGGAGAAAAGCUGGACCUUGUGCCUCCGGAACUCAUCCAAAAGUACAUCGGAUACGCCCGUAAAAACGUACAACCCAAGCUAACGGCAAAAGCAGCGGAAGAACUUCGCGACUUCUUCGUCGAAUUGCGCCGCUCACAACACGAAAUGGACAUGAUUCCCGUCACAACGCGUCAGCUGGAAGGUUUGAUUCGGUUAACGCAGGCACGGGCAAAGAUUGACCUAUCGCCUGAAGCGACGGUAGCGCACGUGCGCGAUGUGUUGGCUAUCUUGCGGCAAAGCAUGCUGGAUGUGUUCAGUACGGACGAUGGUGAUCUUCAGUUUACCCGCCUAACGAAUGGUAGCGGAACAAGCAAAACAUCGUUGGUAAGGAAAUUUGCACGCGUGCUCUCGUCACGAUCGGCCGUGACCGGUUCCACACUGUUUACGGUGACCGAGUUGAAGCAAGCAAUGGUUGCUGGUGGCAUUGUGGGUAAUUGUAAUGAGCUGAUCGAUACGAUGAACAUACAGGGAUUUUUGCUGAAAAAAGGACGCGAUUGUUACAAAUUCAUCAUCGAUUGAU
This is a messenger RNA of Anopheles maculipalpis, 2488 nucleotides long. Its product is annotated as DNA helicase MCM8-like. Lineage: Eukaryota; Metazoa; Arthropoda; Insecta; Diptera; Culicidae. Gene Ontology annotation, cellular component: nucleus; MCM complex. Gene Ontology annotation, molecular function: single-stranded DNA binding; ATP hydrolysis activity; ATP binding. The coding region runs from base 1 to 2487 and encodes 828 amino acids. The transcript has 3 exons. Gene Ontology annotation, biological process: DNA replication. The record is from RefSeq and is a predicted model, not a curated record.